Acanthamoeba castellanii str. Neff is the source of this 765-nucleotide messenger RNA. RefSeq lists its product as uncharacterized. The record is from RefSeq and is a predicted model, not a curated record. The coding region runs from base 1 to 765 and encodes 254 amino acids. NCBI's taxonomy places the organism in Eukaryota, Discosea, Longamoebia, Acanthamoebidae. The transcript is spliced from 6 exons.
AUGGAGGAGUGCAAGGUGUGGGACGAUGCGGCGAUUCUGGCUGCCCUGCAGCAGGCCGUGGGCAAGGAGAAGCUUGCUCGCGAGGUGGACGAGGCUGUGGUGGAUUACCUGGUAGCCGUCAUCCGCGGCAUCGUUGCCGAAGAUGCAAACGCAUCUGCGCAGACCGCGGUGGAUAAAGAGAGGGCGGGGGCGGCCGUGGAAGAGGCCACCACGCCUCUGCUAUUGGCCAACGGUCUAGCCAAAGACGACGACCAGGCCGCCGCCAUCUGCCGCGCCCUCCUCGCCGCCCUGCACCUCUCCCCCGCUCCCGCCGGCCGCGUAGCCGAUGACGAGCUCAAGGUGCUGGAGCGACCCGUGCAGUUGCAGGCGUUGAUUCCCGAGGAGCCCAAGGCGCCAUGUGCCCGCGAAGAAGUGGUGCUGCCUCCGCCCAAGGAGGAGGUUGACACCGUUGCCGAGUUCCUGAAGGGCACUCGAGACCCAGACCCCACGACGCGCAAGCUCUACCUGCGCGAGCUGUGUCCGUGUCACGUCAAGCGCGACGUCGAGGUGGUGUGGGACAGGAUCUUAGAGAUGACUAACGACCCCGACCCGGCGGUGCGGUACCAAGUCAUGCACAACCUCUGCGAUGGCUCCCCCGCCACGCGUGAGCUGGACGUCAUCGCCGCACUCGAGAAGAUGCACAACGAUGACGACAAGGAGAUCCGCCGCAAGGUCCACAACGUGCUCACCCACUACCGCAAGACCGGCAAGUGGAACAUCCUCUGA